Molecule: messenger RNA, 831 nt
Organism: Alternaria postmessia
Lineage: Eukaryota; Fungi; Ascomycota; Dothideomycetes; Pleosporales; Pleosporaceae
Exons: 2
Coding region: 1-831 (276 amino acids)
Biological process (GO): Golgi vesicle transport; endocytic recycling; lysosomal transport
Cellular component (GO): EARP complex; membrane; GARP complex
Source: RefSeq, a predicted model, not a curated record
AUGUCAACUAUAGCCUCUCCCCGCGCCAGUUCCUCAGUCCGCAGCCCCUCAUUAACCCGCACCUCAAUCGACAGCAGCUCGUCGCAUCGCCCACCCCCAGCCGCACGCCGAAACCGCGCCGCUCUUCGCGAAUUCUACGGCCUCAAGAAUGCUCCCAGAGACGCAACACCAGAUGCCAGGAUAUCCGAAGAAUCUUCAGCAACACAGCUUGGGCCAGAAGAAGACGAGACACUCACAGAGCUCGACGCUGCCGACUUCAACGCAGAAGCCUUCGUAGAGAGUUUACUUGCAAAAGAAGGCCUGAAGGGCGUUUUGAAGGUAGAGGCAGACUUGGUAUCUCAGAUCAGGAAUCUAGAUAGCGAUCGCAAGUCCCUGGUCUACGACAACUAUUCCAAGCUGCUCUCCGCAACUAGCACCAUCCGACGCAUGCGCGGCAACAUGGACCCUCUCGCACCGACUACGCAUACCCUCGGCCCCGCCAUAUCACACAUCGCCGAGACAGCCGCUUCCCUAUCAUCCUCGCUACAGGGUAGCCAUCAGUCAAAAGAAGAAGGAUUAGGCAUAAGCAUACGUGUUGAGCAAGAUGAGAAAGACAAACUGGACAUGAACAAGAAGCGGAGACAACAAGACACGGUCAGGUGGGUAUUGGACACACCGCGACGUCUGCAGGACAUGAUAGAUCGAGACCAAGACGACGACGCAGAAAAGGAGUGGCAAGAGGUCAGUAGGAUACUCGACAAGUGGAAAGGUGUCGCUGGCGUACAAGAGCUCAGGGAGCAAUGCGAAGCCAUUAUGCAGGAUGAAGACGACGAGGAAGACGAAUCAGAAUGA